Closterium sp. NIES-67 is the source of this 2731-nucleotide messenger RNA. The record is from the annotation of a GenBank genome assembly. NCBI's taxonomy places the organism in Eukaryota, Viridiplantae, Streptophyta, Zygnematophyceae, Desmidiales, Closteriaceae.
UGCUUCUGCUGCCGUGAGCCCAUCAGCUUUCUGCCUUUUCUUUAUCAGGAGGACUGCUGCCGCGUCGCGGGGUCUUGGAUCGCGCCUAGCUAUUCGUCGCACCCUUCUCUCGUGGUGCGGCGUCGUACUUUCUCUCGCCUCGCGCGUCGCUGAGCAUCGCUGAAUCGCUGCACCGCCCUGACAGCGCGAAUUCAAGUGUUAGACAUUUCUGCGUCCGCAAUAUGUCGGGGUUCCGCGGCGUCUUCCUCCCGUUGCUGCUCCUCGCCGGCGUUACCGCGUGCGCGGGAUUCUCCGCCAGGCCGCUCUCUGCCAGGCCGUUCUCUGCCCAGCCUUUCUCCGCCAGGCCGUUCUUCCCCGGCGUGCUUCACCUGCGUUCAGCUGACGUGGCACGGCCACAUCAGCAGGAAGCCAUAACGGAAAAUGACGGCUUUUCCAGCAGCAUCUCUAGUAGCGUUUCUGACAGCAGCAUCACUGGUACCAUUUCUGACGGCGGCGUCGCUGGAAGGAGCGUUUCUCCGAGCAGCCUUGGCCUGAGAGGAGUCGGAUUUUCCUAUGCGAGUGAAGCUACCGUUAAUGCUCUGCAGAAGCCGACGCUAAAGAAGCAGCGGCAGCCAUGGAAUGAGCAGAAGCAGGAGAAGGCCAAUGAGCCUCCUCCGGCGCAGGGAGUGGCCUACCGUGCAGUGCCAGAUCCAGAGCUGACAGGGCCCCCGUUUGAGUCACCCUACACGGCUCCUGACAUCCCCUUGGAUUACCACCAGCAGAAUGGCACCAACCACCCUGAGCAGGUGCUUCUUGCACCGGCUUCACCCGAUGGUCUCUUCAUGUUUGUCCGCUUUGCCAUCCCCAACAUCAUGCCGUUGAGCCCAUGCGAGAAGAAACACAAGCUACCAGCUGACCUGCUCGCUGAAAUGGGAGAAGAGGAGGAGGAGGAGGGGUUGAUGGAUGGUGGGGGGGAAGAGAGCAAGUGCAGGCGCAAGCGCUCGGUGCAUUAUGGCACGGACCCCAACACACUCAACCAGUCGGCCAGCGGCCGUUCAUUCCGCUACUCCUUUGCCGAGGGAACGGACGGCGCCUACGUGUCGGGCGACACCUUCUUCGUCCCCAUCGGGCCUCUGCUUCCCUCCACGCAAUACUACUACCAGAUUGAGGGCUCUCCAAUUACUCACUCCUUCACCUCUCUCCCUGCCCCUGGCUCCACCUAUCCCUUCAAAGUCGCUCUUGUGGGCGACGUGGGUCAGACGCUCAACAGCAGCACCACCUUCGACAACGUGAACGCCGGCAGCCCCAGCCUGGUGCUCUUCGCUGGGGAUCUGAGCUACGCCGACCAGUACGGCCCGCCCCACUGCCGCCCCAAUGCUCCUACCGCAGAAGCUCAUGCGUCCUCAAAGAAGAGCAAGAUCUGUGGGCUGGGUGGAGUGCGCUGGGAUUCUUAUGGCCGCUUGUCUGAGAAAGUCUUUGCGCAUAUUCCUGUGGCCCACGUCCCAGGGAACCAUGAGAUCGAGCUCGUUCCUCGGUGGGGCGAGCUGAGGCCGUUCAAAGUCUAUUCUGCUCGCAUCCCCCCUCUGCUGCACCACCACCACCCGCUGCUGGCUACCCUGCUGGCCAAGGCUGGGAUCUCUCCCAAUCAUCACCAUCACGCGUACCCUUCCAAGGCGCCUCUCUUCUACUCGCUUGACAUCGGCCCCGUGCACGUGAUCGCCAUCAACUCGUACUCGCCUUUUGUCAUCUACACGCACCAGUGGUACUGGCUGCGGGAUGACUUGUGCCGCAUCGACCGUGAGAAGACCCCGUGGGUCGUGGCUUUCAUGCACGUGCCCCUCUACAACAGCAACGACGGGCACUACCUCGAGGGCGAGCCCAUGCGGUACGAGAUUGAGGACUGGCUGCAUGAGGCAGGGGUGGACCUGGUGGCGAGUGGCCAUGUGCACGCGUAUGAGCGCAGCUACCCGGUCUACGGCAUGAAGCGGGUGGAGAAUGGGUGUGCUGCCGUGCAUGUGACUGUGGGCGACGGUGGCAACAUUGAGGAAAUCGCCGGCCCUUUUCUCGAGCCCCAGCCAUCGUACAGCGCAUACCGCGAGGAGUCCUUCGGCCACGCGGAGCUUAUUUUCAACGACAACCACACAGCCACCUACAGCUGGUUCCGCAACCACCAGGGCUCAGGGGUGUUGGCUGACUCCUUCCCCCUCCUGAAUCGCGCCAACAGCUGCGGCCCCCUCCGCCGCCCUUCCUUCUGCACGUAGGCCGUAGCUCAGCCAAGUUUCUGCAUGCGCCGAGCUUGGCCUUGGAGCUCGACUUUCAGAGGGGGGUUGGGUGUUGGCAGACACUUUCACUCCUCUCAACCGCGACAAGUCAACAGCUGCUGCUGCCCUUCCUUCUGCUCGUAGGCCGUAGCUCAGCCAAGUUUCUGCAUGCGCGGAGCACGGCGGCAUUUGAGUUGGGUUCUCGAAAGGGGGGUUGGGUAUUGACCGACUCCUUCACUCGUCUCAAUCGCGCCAACAGCUGCGGCCCCCUCGGCCGCCCCUCCCUUAGCUCCUCCUAGAUAGAAGCUAUGAGCUGUAAGUGCGUGCUCUGCUCCUCUUGGUCAUAGGUGUAAGAAGUGGUCUUAUUGUGUGCUAUAUCUAUCAACUUCUUUCGUGCUGGCUAGAGUCAUAUAUUGGCCUUGGAUGGAAGGCUGUGAUUCUGGUUGUGGCACAACUUUGUUAAAGUGUAACUCUUUGGAGAUACCGACGUG